Molecule: messenger RNA, 851 nt
Organism: Leptosomus discolor (cuckoo roller)
Lineage: Eukaryota; Metazoa; Chordata; Aves; Leptosomiformes; Leptosomidae
Source: RefSeq, a predicted model, not a curated record
GCUAUGCACUGGAGAAGGAAGCAGUCAAAAGCAAAGUGGGGGAAAAAGUCAGCCUGCCUUGUUGUCAUGAGAUUCCCAGCUCGGAAAGCCUGCGUGAUUACCGGGUCUACUGGCAGAAGAACAUUACAGAGGUAGUGCUUGCCUAUGCAGAGGGCAAGGAGAUCUCCAAGAGUGAGCGGUACGAGAACCGCACAGACAUGGACAACAGGACCCUCACCCUGUGGAUCUCCCCUGUGCAUAUCCUGGACAAUGGCUCUUACCAGUGUGUAGUUCAGCACCUUGGAGCUUCGAAGAACCCAUCUGUUGUGUGUGAUAAGACUAUCACCCUCUUUGUUACAGCUGACUUCACUAAGCCGAACAUAACAGCAGAAGUAUCUGCCGGUCCUUGUGAAUCAACUGAGAUGGCGGUAAGAUGUUCUUCUCACGGAGGUUUCCCCAAACCCACAAUCUCUGGAGCCCUCAACAAUAAGUCCGUGGUGUGGAAUGACAGCUGGGUGUCCAAGUCCAGCCUCAGCCUGUACAACGUCACUGCCAAAGUGUGGCUCAGCGUGACCGAAAACGCCAGCUUCACUUGCUCCGUUGAAUACAAUGGCUUUUCCAAGUCCACCAGUUUGCUUCUGAAAAAAUCAAGUUCCUGCAUUGUCCCUACUGUGCCUCCAGCUUCUAAUGUCAUUACUGCUUCAAGUAUCAUCAUUAUCAUCUUCCUUUUGGCUAUCACCCUAGCAGCAAGGUACCUCCCAAGGCGUGCCUGUUCUCGCUGUUGUAAGCCUCAGGAUUCAGUGGAAGAGGAUGUGAAAGAAUGUAUGAAGCCUGUAAGCUCUAAAGUGACAUCUGAAAUGUCAUCUGUAUGA